ACGUGGAUUCCAGGCUGAAGACGAGAGGAACGAAGCCAGCAAGGAGAGGGGAAAAAAUUCUCUCCCCCCUGAGAUGGGGUUCGCCUCUUUUUGUGUGCCCUUUUUGGGCUUCCUGGUGGCCUCUUUCUUCAUACAAGGUCUGGAAGCAUCAACUUGUCCCAGGCACUGGUACAUGUUUGAGGAUUUUUGUUAUGCACUUUUCACGGAAAAACUGACCUGGAAUGAGGCAGAAGCAGAUUGCAAUACCUACGGCAAAAAUGGCCACCUCGCCUCCAUCCUCAGCGAACGGGAAAUGGCAUUUUUAUCUUCUGCUAUAAGAACCAACUUUGAAAAGACAUAUAGAAUCUGGAUUGGAUUGUACAAAAUCCGGGGCGGGAAGACACGAUUCAGAUGGUCAGACCACGCCAAGACACAGGAAAUUUUUUGGGCACACGGUCAACCUUCCAACUGCAAAAAGAAGCAGAAUUGUGUCGAGCUAUAUACCAACGACUAUAAAAGUUGGAAUGACCAGUUUUGUGAAAUCGAACAGCCCUAUCUGUGCAAGACGCCUCUCGACUGAAUACAGCUUGAAGGUUGGAAGCCAGAAUCUCCCUGGCGACUACAACAUCAGCCUGCUGACCCACAGAAGAAGCCUGCGCAUCAGACUUUCUUUUCCAUGUGGUGUCACUAAUCAAUAAACUCUAAUCCGAGGGCAGAUGAUGCUU
This is a messenger RNA of Pantherophis guttatus, 704 nucleotides long. RefSeq names its product C-type lectin lectoxin-Thr1-like. Lineage: Eukaryota; Metazoa; Chordata; Lepidosauria; Squamata; Colubridae. The record is from RefSeq and is a predicted model, not a curated record.